AAACAUCUCAAUUCGUCAGCAACUCGAACGCGAUGGUCGGUUUCGGACGUGUGUCGGCGUGGCUCGCGGUAGCGCUCGCAAUCGCGGCUUUGUCGUCGUCCGUCGGUGCCGUAGAUCGAAGCAAGUUCCGUCGCUGUGACCAAGCUGCGUUUUGUGCGUCGCAGCGCCAAUCUCCAGGCAACAUCGACAGUACAACAUAUUCGUUUGUCGCAAAACCUGACUCCACGACGCCGUCUGUGUACUACUUUUCACUUGUGCCAUCGACGGCCACGAAACCGCUGCAUGCAUCGUUGAGUUUCCUUGAAUCUGGCGCCGUGCGUUUGCGCACUUCGGAAGUCCCGUUUGACGGCGAGUUGUUUGCUUCGCACAAUGCAGAGAACGACAUCUCCAAGCCACGGUGGCAACCCAAAGACGUGCUCGUGGACACGACACACUCGUCGUUUGACCGUAUCACGUCGUCCCCUCUCACUUCCAUCGCUGCGGAGGACGUCGCGUUUCAAUCGACGUCGGCGAGCAGCACGCAGACGUUGGUCGUGCUUCGCGGCAAACCCAAGGCGUUCGCGAUGGAAGUGUACGUAAAUGGAGAGCUGGUCGUGUCCACCAACACCCGGGGGAAACUUCAUUACGACGCGCGCAAAAACAAGAGCGACAACAGCAGUGCCGACACUGCGGCAGACACCCCUGCCGAAGUUGACGUCCAUGGCGGCAAGAAAAUCGUUGAUUACGGGGAAGAUGGGCUUGCCAUCUACGCCGAUGGGACGCACCAAGUCAAGGGCGAAGCGGAGGACGUCCCCGCCGCAACAACGGACGACUCGUCCGCGUGGCAGGAGUCGUUUGGCGGCCACACGGACCACAAAAAGUUUGGAUCGACGGCGGUCGGUCUGGACGUCCAUUUCCACGGGUCGGAUCGGUACUUGUACGGCAUCCCCGAGCACGCGACGGAUUUCGUGUUGAAGGACACGUUGGCUCCGGACAACUCGCCUGUGACGGACCCAUACCGUUUGUAUAACUUGGACGUGUUCGAGUACGAGUUGAACGAGCCGAUGGCGUUGUACGGCCACAUUCCCAUGAUGAUGGCGGCGAGUCCUGCCAACACUGUUGGUGUGUUUUGGUACAACCCGUCGGAAACGUUUGUCGACAUUGCGACCCCAUCUUUGACGCAGAAAUCGACGCACUGGAUGAGCGAGAGUGGGUGGAUCGACUUGUUUGUCCUGCCAGGCCCGACGCCGGCCGCCGUGGCGAACCAGUUCACAACGCUCACGGGGCGGGCGUCGCUGCCCCCCGUGUUUGCGCUCGGGUACCACCAAUGCCGAUGGAACUACAAGAACGAAUUGGACGUAUCCCGCGUCAACGAAGGUUUUGAUACGCACGUCAUUCCGUACGAUGUCCUGUGGCUCGACAUUGAGCACACGGAUGGAAAGCGAUACUUUACGUGGGACAAGCAUGCGUUUCCGACCCCGCUCGACAUGCAAGCGUCUCUGUCGGCGGUCGGCCGCAAGAUGGUGACCAUCGUGGACCCGCACAUGAAGCGGGACUCGAACUACGCCGUCCACACCGAUGCGCAGACGCAACAAGUUUAUAUCACGGACGAACACGGCAACGAGUUUGACGGGUGGUGCUGGCCCGGUAGCUCUUCGUACGUCGAUUUCACGUCGGCCAAGGCGCGACGGUGGUGGGCGUCCCAAUUCCGCCUGGACAAGUACGUUGGGAGCUCCCUCGACUUGUACACGUGGAACGACAUGAACGAGCCGAGUGUGUUCAACGGGCCGGAAGUCAGCAUGCGCAAGAGUUGCCUCAGUCGCGCCGGCGUCGAGCACCGCGAGUGGCACAACUUGUACGGGUACUACAUGCAGCGCGCGACGAUGGAAGGCCAACUGGUUCGCCAGCUCCAACCAUCCGACAUUCCUGCCUCUGAUGACGCCCCGAUUCCCCUGUCUGCCGCAGUUGAACGACCAUUUGUGUUGAGUCGGGCAUUCUUUGCCGGGAGCCAGCGGUAUGGUGCGAUCUGGACUGGGGACAACAAGGCCGACUGGGGCCAUCUGAAUUACGCGACCAAGAUGCUGCUCAGUAUGAGCGUCGCGUCGCUCACGUUUGUCGGCGCUGACGUCGGAGGCUUCUUCGGCAACCCGGAUGCCGAGCUUGUGACCCGAUGGAGCCAAGCCGCGACGUACCAGCCGUUCUUCCGCGGCCAUGCCCAUCACGACUCGGACCGCCGCGAGCCGUGGGUGUUUGGCGAACCCCACACCGGUCGCAUCCGGCAAGCCAUUCGCCGUCGCUAUGUCAUUCUGCCCUAUUUGUACACGGUGUUCCAUACGUGCAGCGUGUCGGGGCUGCCGGUGAUGCGGCCGUUGUGGAUGGAGUUCACAAGGGAUGCCGAGUCGUUUAGUGUGGAAGACUCGUUCUUGCUAGGUGGGGACAUCCUCGUGCAUCCGAUCACGUCGGCGGGCAUGACGUCGGCCAACGUUUAUCUUCCCGGCACGGACGUGUGGUAUAACAUCCACGAAAGCUACAAGCGCGUUGCGGGCGGGGCCACGCACUCGGUGGCGGCGCCGAUCGACUACAUUCCAGUGUUUCAACGCGGCGGCAGCAUCCUGCCCCAGCGCUGGCGCGUCCGCCGCAGCUCGGCACUCAUGCGCCGCGACCCGUACACACUGGUCGUGGCCCUCAACCACGCCAAGACUGCCACGGGCGAGCUGUACAUCGACGACGAGCACACGUUUGCAUUCGAGACGGACAAAAAAUUCUCCCAAGUGCAGUUUACAUUUGACCACGGCACACUCACGUCCCGCGUCAUCUCGAAUGGAUAUCUGUCGGAUGUCACAGUGGAGCGCAUUGUGGUUGUGGGGAUGCAAAAGCCAGCGACCAAGGCGACAUUGACCAGCGGCAACGAGCACACGGUCACGGAGUUGGAAACCGCGUACGACUCGAUUGAAGACGCAUUGACGAUUCGCAAGCCCAAUGUCGGCGCGACGGCUGAAUGGUCCAUCCAAAUUGAGUAAGGGAGCGCUGUAGUCGAGACGAGCGUGACCACAAGCAUUCAAGAUGUUGGUGGACUUUUCUUGCUGCACCGCUUGUGCUGGGUAAACCCUGCCUUCCGAGCAAUCAAUUCGGUUUUGAAUUUAGUCUUUUCCGCUUCGA
Messenger RNA from Aphanomyces invadans, 3138 nucleotides. RefSeq lists its product as hypothetical. The coding region runs from base 33 to 2999 and encodes 988 amino acids. The record is from RefSeq and is a predicted model, not a curated record. Gene Ontology annotation, biological process: carbohydrate metabolic process; N-glycan processing. NCBI's taxonomy places the organism in Eukaryota, Oomycota, Saprolegniomycetes, Saprolegniales, Verrucalvaceae. The transcript has 3 exons. Gene Ontology annotation, molecular function: carbohydrate binding; alpha-glucosidase activity.